Molecule: messenger RNA, 993 nt
Organism: Solanum lycopersicum (tomato)
Lineage: Eukaryota; Viridiplantae; Streptophyta; Magnoliopsida; Solanales; Solanaceae
Gene: PIIGLB1
Product: PII-like protein
Biological process (GO): regulation of nitrogen utilization
Cellular component (GO): chloroplast thylakoid; cytosol
Molecular function (GO): enzyme regulator activity; ATP binding
Source: RefSeq, marked validated
AAAAGGUAAAGAAUCCAAAUUAUUCAGAAAUGGCGUUACUUCACUUCACUUCACUAUUUUUAAGGCCAUAGAACUCAUCGAUUAUCAGCUCUCUCUUCUGCAACUCAACGCCAAUGGCUUCUCCCUCACUUUCAAAAUCCAAUUUCUCCCUUCACUCCUUCUCUUCUUCUCCAUCCUUGUCACAGUUCCCUCAUUUCACUUCCAUCACCGUUGUUCAACCCAAAUUCUUCCCUUCGCAGCUCACCUUCAAACGCUGUCAAAAUGCUCCUUCUUUCCCGAUUAUCAGAGCCCAAAACUCUCCAGAUUUCGUCCCUGAUGCGAAGUUUUACAAAGUUGAAGCAAUUCUAAGACCUUGGAGAAUUCAACAGGUUUCUUCGGCACUACUGAAAAUGGGCAUUCGUGGUGUCACUGUUUCGGAUGUUCGUGGUUUUGGCGCCCAAGGUGGCUUGACUGAGAGGCAAGCUGGCUCUGAAUUCUCUGAAGACACGUUUGUUGCAAAAGUUAAAAUGGAAAUUGUUGUCAGCAAAGACCAGGUUGAAGGAGUCAUUGCCAAGAUAAUUGAAGAGGCAAGAACUGGUGAAAUAGGUGAUGGAAAGAUAUUCUUGACUCCCAUCUCCGAUGUUAUAAGAGUUCGCACUGGUGAACGGGGAGAAAAGGCAGAGAGGAUGAUGGGAGGGCAUGCUGAUAUGUCCUCUGCAUUAUCAACUUCUUGAGCGGCAACGCCUCUAUCUUGAAGUUGAAACGUUUAAUCAUCUUUAGUUGUGUGCAGUCAAGUAGGGAACAAAAUAAAUAAGUUGGAGACUUACCAUGUACCUGUGGUUUCAGUAGCCAAUUUCCAUAAAAAUCGUAGCUUAACAGCCAUUUCGUAUAUGCACACUUCAGCUCAAUCGUGGUAACUUUGCCCCCUCCCCCGUUUUGGGUGAAGUUGUGCUGUAAUAUGUUGGUCGAUCACUGUGGAUAUUGAAUGAUAAGCUAUUCAAGCAAUUUCCUAAA